Molecule: messenger RNA, 4536 nt
Organism: Adineta steineri
Lineage: Eukaryota; Metazoa; Rotifera; Eurotatoria; Adinetida; Adinetidae
Source: the annotation of a GenBank genome assembly
AUGAUUCGUUUGUGUGAAACACCAUUGUGGGAUAAAAAUAUAACUAAAGCAUCAUAUCCAUAUUUAACUGAAUGUUUUCGAAAUACGAUCUUACAAUGGGUACCUAUGGGUAUCUUCUGGUUGGUUUUACCAUUAUGGAUUUAUAUGUUAAUCAGAGAGCGAAUUAAAUCACAACCUAUCCCAAUAUCUGGUCUAUUCAUUACUAAAAUGAUCCUCGCCGUUCAAUUUCUUCUUAUUCAAAUCUUUCGUAUUAUUCACUAUGCAGUAUUAUCAACAGAACAAAAUGGUCAAGCUAUUAUUCUGACUUCAGUUCUGUAUAUAAUCACAGCAUUGACUAUUCUUUGGUUAAUGAAUUAUGAUCGAUUGAAAAGUAUAUAUGCUUCAGGUUUACUUUUUGUUUUUUGGUUAUUAGUAUCUCUUGCUAUUGUACCGGAUAUCAUUGAUUAUUCUAUCAAAGUUCAACAACAAAUUGGAUCAAAGAAAUUAUGGAUAAAAUCUGUUAGUAUUUGGAUUCAUUUUAUUCUUGCAUUAGGAUCAUUUAUUGCUAAUUGUUUUGCUGAAAAAUAUAUUCCCAUUGAAACAGUAUCUGAUAAAAUGCCUAUUGUUCCUGAAUUAUAUGUUAAUUUUUUAUCACGAAUCUUUUGUACAUGGGUAACACCAUUAAUUGUUCGAGGUUAUAAGACGCCACUUACAGAAAAUGAUUGUUGGCAAUUACCAAUCUCAGAACAAACUGUUACAGUUGCUCAUCAAGUACAAAAUUGUAUGAAAGGAAUGAAUAUGCAAACAACAAGUAUGUCAUACGAGAAUAUAUCGACUGCGAAUCAAAUUAAAGAUGAGAAUCGGAAUUUACUCAAUGAUUUGCCAAUGGUUGAUAUAAAGAAACAUGAGAAGAAAACUGUUUUUUGGCGUGCACUUUUCGGUGCAUUUAUUGAUAAGAUUAUUUCCGGUGGUCUCAUAAAAUUUGUUCAUGAUCUAUUUCAAUUAACGGGUCCUUUAGUUUUAAAACUUUUUCUAAAUUUUUUUACUGAUCCAACAAAACCAAAAUGGUUAGGUAUUUUCUAUGCCGUAUUAAUAAGUACAAUGGUCUUUUGUCAAGUCAUAUUUUUACGAGCUUAUUUUCAUUGUCAAUUUCUUGUUGGACUUCGAUUCCGUUCAGCAAUUACUGGACUUGUAUAUCGCAAGAGUUUAAAAUUAUCAAACUCAUCCAGACAUGCAUCAACUACUGGCGAAAUUAUUAAUUUAAUGUCAAUUGAUGCUUCACAUUUUGCUGAUAUUACUACACAACUUCAUAUGUUAUGGUCAGCUCCAUUUCAAAUUCUUGUGAUUCUUGUUUUACUCUAUCAACAAAUGCAAUUAGCAAUAAUACCUGGUGUUGCAUUAUUACUUAUUAUGAUUCCAGUAAAUUUAUUUAUACAGAGAAUUCAAAAACAACUUACGUCUAAACAAAUGACAGUUAAAGAUGAACGAAUUAAAAUGAUGAAUGAAAUACUUAAUGGAAUUCGAGUUUUAAAAUUAUAUGGAUGGGAACCGGCAUUUAUACGUUUAAUUUCUCGUAUUCGACAAAACGAACUUGGAUAUAUACGUCAACAAGCUAUUAUUGGUGCUAUUUCAAGUAUUCUUUGGACAUUUACACCAAUUCUAGUCAGCAUAACUACAUUCGCUACAUAUGUUCUUUUAUCGGAUUCGAAUAUUUUAACUGCUGAGAAAGCAUUCGUAUCAUUAGCAUUAUUCAAUCUACUCCGUGGUCCACUUGUUUCAUUUCCAAAUAUGAUCAAUAGUGUUGCUCAAGCCGGUGUAUCAAGUGAACGAAUUGGAAAGUUUCUAACCAAUGAUGAAGUUGAUAAAUAUGCUGUUGAUAAAAUACCGAUUGAAUUAUCCAAUGGAAAUGCUAUUAAUAUUGAAAAUGGAUCUUUUCGUUGGUCAACUCUUGUUGAUGAUCAUUUAGUUUUAAAAAAUAUAAAUGUACAAAUUCAUCAUGGUUCACUUGUUGCACUUGUUGGUAUGGUAGGAUCUGGUAAGAGUAGUAUAUUAUCAGCACUUCUUGGAGAAAUGAUUAAAGUUGAUGGGCACGUUCGUAUAAGUGGAAACAUUGCUUAUGUUCCUCAGACAGCAUGGAUAUUAAAUGCAACACUUAAAGAAAAUAUUCUAUUUGGAAAAGAUUUUGAUAAGAAACUCUACGAUCAAGUCAUUGAAGCAUGUGCUUUAAAACAAGAUCUUGUUAUGCUUCCGGCAAGAGAUGAAACAGAAAUUGGUGAAAAGGGUAUUAAUUUAUCCGGUGGACAACGACAACGAGUUUCAUUAGCUCGAGCAUUGUAUAGUAAUGCUGAUAUCUAUUUACUUGAUGAUCCGUUAUCGGCUGUUGACGCUCAUGUAGGUGCUCAUAUUUUCAGACAUGUUAUUGGAUCAAAAGGAUUAUUAAAUGGCAAAACAAGAAUUUUAGUUACACAUGGUGUAUCUCAUUUACAUAAAUGUGAUGAUAUUAUUGUUAUUUCCCAAUGUGAAAUUAUUGAUCAUGGUUUAUAUAGUGAUUUAAUAAAACGAAGCAAUAUAUUACGUGAAUUCAUUCAUUCAAGUAAUCUUUCUAAUAAAGAUCAACAUGAAACAAAUGAUGAACGUCGACAAAGUAUUUCAACACCUCCAAUAGAAAUAGUUACUAAUCCACUUGAAAUUAUUGAAAAUAAAGAACCAGAACCGAUUCAAGAAGAAAAGAAAAAACUUAUUCAAAAAGAAACUGUACAAACUGGUUCUGUAACAUUUCGUAUAUUUUGGAUUUAUAUUCGUGCAUGUAAAUUACCAAUGAUUAUAUUAAUCACGAUAUUUUUCUGUUUAACAACAUUCACUACUCUAUGUACAAAUAUUUGGCUUUCGAAAUGGACUGAUAAAUCAACAAGAAAUGAUACAUCAUCCAUAUUGAAUAAUCGAAUUCAUGAUUUAACUAUUUAUUCAAUACUGGGUCUUGCACAAGGUUUUCUUGCAUUUAUUAUGCAAUUAAUUUUAAAACUUGCUGCAUAUAUUGCUGGUCGAAAACUUCAUUGGAUUGUUCUAAUUGGAGUACUCCGUGCACCUAUGUCAUUUUUUGAUACAACACCUAUCGGUCGUAUCAUUAAUCGUUUUGCUAAAGAAAUUGAUUCUGUAGAUACGGCAUUGCCCAAUGCAUUUUCACAAUCACUUACUGUAUUAAUUACUGUUGUUGCAACAUUAGUCAUACUUAUCUAUGGAUCAUGGUUUGCUAUAUUUGUACUCGUACCACUUGCUAUUCUUUUUGCUUAUAUUCAACGUAUGUAUGUGUCAUCAUCUCGACAACUUCGUCGUCUUGAUUCAGUUACACGUAGUUCAAUUUAUGCAAAUUUUGGUGAAACAAUUCAAGGUCUUAGUUCAAUUCGAGCUUAUCAUGUACAACAACGUUUUAUUGAUAUGUCCGAUAAAUUUAUGGAUAGAAAUCAAUCAUGUCAAUUUGCUAGUUCAGUUGCUAAUAGAUGGCUUGGUGUUCGAUUAGAAAUGAUUGCUAGUCUGAUUAUAUUAUUUACAGCAGUGGCUUCUGUAUUUAUACGUGAUCAUUUAACAGCUGGGACUGUUGGUUUAAUGAUUACUUAUGCUUUACAAAUUACAAAUUCACUUAAUUUACUUGUACGUAUGUCAAGUGAAAUUGAAACAAAUAUUGUUAGUGUUGAACGUAUCAAUGAGUAUGCAGAGCUUGAUUCUGAAGCUCCAUGGGAAAUUCUAGAAAAAAAACCAUCACCACAUUGGCCUACCAAUGGAAGUAUUCAAAUUAAAGAUCUAUCAACACGAUAUAGAGAAAAUUUACAAUUAGUACUUAAAAAUAUAACUGUUAAUAUUGAGCAUGGAGACAAGAUUGGAAUCAUCGGUCGAACGGGUAGUGGAAAGAGUAGUUUGUGUUUAGCAUUCUUUCGUAUUAUCGAACCGACUACGGGUACAAUAAUUAUUGAUAAUGUUGAUAUUCGUUCUAUUGGUUUACAUGAUUUACGAUCAAAGAUCACUAUUAUUCCACAAGACGCGAUUAUUUUUGCUGGUACGAUAAGAUUUAAUGUCGAUCCAUUUGGUAAUUAUAGUGAUGCAGAAAUUUGGACUGCAUUACAAUUAGUACAUAUGAAAGAACGUAUAAAUUUGAUGAAAAAUGGUUUAUCCUAUCUUCUGGCAGAAGGUGGUCAAAAUAUGAGUGCUGGUGAGAGACAAUUAUUGUGUUUAGCACGAGCCCUUUUAAGAAAAAGUCAAAUAAUCAUACUCGAUGAAGCAACCGCUGCUAUUGACAUGGAAACAGAUCGUCUUAUUCAACUUACUAUUCGAUCAGCAUUCAAAAAUGCAACUGUAAUUACGAUUGCUCAUCGAUUACAUACAAUUUUAGAUAGUACUAAAAUUCUGGUCUUGUCCGAUGGCUCUGUACAAGAAUAUGAUGAACCGAUACGUUUAGUGGCAAAUCCAAAUUCAGCAUUUACUAAGCUAUUACACGAUGCAAAUAUUCAUCCAUCGGAUAUCACUUCAGCUCUUACGUCUCAACAAUUAAAUACAUUUUCAUAA